This is a messenger RNA of Prunus armeniaca (apricot), 549 nucleotides long. Lineage: Eukaryota; Viridiplantae; Streptophyta; Magnoliopsida; Rosales; Rosaceae. The record is from the annotation of a GenBank genome assembly.
AUGGGCAGCCGCAGCAGGGGGAUGAUGAACAAGAUGAAUAUGGUGAUGGCUUGCUUCGUGGUUAUGGCGGUGGCUUUUCCUUCAUUAUUGAAUUUGAAAGGUGCAACCGCAGAAGAUUAUGUUGUUGGUGACAGCUUGGGCUGGGCUGUUCCCCCAAACACCUCUUUCUAUUCCGAAUGGGCUGCCUCCAAGAAGUUUCAGAUAGGAGAUGGACUUGUAUUCAAUUGGACUGGAAACCACAACGUGGGCGGAGUAGAAUCAAAAGAAGAAUACGAUAACUGCAGUGACCCAGGGAUCGUGUUCGGCCCAGGAGUGAGGAUCGAAAUCAAUUCUACUGAUACACUUUACUUCAUCUGCUCUGUUGGUGAUCACUGCGAGCAAGGCCAAAAGGUCACCAUCACCGUUGGAUCAGCAGCCAACAACUCCUCUCCUCCUCCACCACCACCACCACCCUCCUAUGCUUCAUCUCUCACUCCAACCACUUUCGGCUCUUUCUUUGGCCUCAUCAUCUCCGCACUAGUUGCCAUUUCUUUCCUUGAUCAUUCUUAA